CAUAGCUAUAGAGGUGGAUGCUCGCCCAGUGAGUUUGAUCUCCUAAUUUUGCGGCCCUCUCGGGUUUUUGUACUAAAGGCAUGGCCGGCGGAAGAUACGAUCAUUAUGACUAUCUCUACAAGAUUGUCUUGAUUGGCGAUUCUGGCGUUGGAAAAUCUUCCCUUCUAUCUCGUUUCACGCGAAACGAAUUCGACCUUGAGUCGAAAUCAACCAUCGGUGUUGAAUUUGCCACACGAAGUAUUCAAGUAGAUGGCAAAGUGAUCAAAGCACAGGUUUGGGAUACAGCUGGCCAGGAACGUUACCGUGCGAUUACAAGUGCCUAUUACCGCGGAGCUGUUGGUGCUGUAUUGGUCUAUGAUUUAUCAAAACAGAAAACUUUUGAGAAUGUGGCACGCUGGCUUUUGGAAGUACGUGAACAUGCAGAGUCCUCCAUUGUCACCAUGCUUGUUGGAAACAAAUGUGAUUUGAAACACCUGCGAGCAGUUCUUGCAGAAGAUGCCAAAAAAUAUGCCAAUGACGCAGGAUUGUCAUUCAUUGAGGCAUCAGCUUUGGAUGCUACAAAUGUCGAAGAAGCCUUUACACAAACAAUUACAAAAGUUCAUGAAGUGCAAUUGGCAAAAAUAAGAAAAGAACUUGACAUGCCAGGACAGAACUCUGGAACUUCAGAAGGAAAAGGAAAGGUGGUUGAAGUAAAUGAAGCCUCACAAGCAGGAGAAAGAAACUGUUGUGUUCUUUUUUGAGAAUGUGGACACUUAUCACAAAAUUCUGGGGAAUUACUGAAAUGUCUGGUUUUUUUUUUUUGUAUCAAAGUUGGCAAUUGAUUUCAACAUAAAGCAACAAUUUAGAUGAUCAUAAUUAUUAUAAAGAUUAUAAAUAGAAAUUAUUUUAAUUGCAAAUAAUUCAACUUGUAUUAUAUUUUCUAGGAGUAGAUCCUAAUAUUUGGAUAUUUCUCGCAUUGAAAUCUUUAUUUGGAAAUUCUAAUCACAGAUUAUUGACAAUUGGCUAAAAAUAUAAACCCUUAGAGUGAUCAGCAUCUAAUUUCUCCCCACAAUAUCAGCCCUGCAUUGCACAUUGAGGUCAUGAGAAUAAAGGAAAUGGUCACCAAUGAAAGAAGCUUUUGAUCGGUAAACAAAUUCUCCUUUUCAGCACCUUAGGAAAUGUAUAAAGAACAGUAUGGAGAAUAUGCAUACUGAUGUUAGGGUGUAAAGAGUUAAGAAAAGAUGAUCCUCUGAGUUUUUGGUUGGGUUUUAUGCUUGAUCAUCUUGAUCCAAACCAUUUCAGAUCAAAACAGCUAGAAUAAUAUAUCUUGUUUGGUUUAGAGCUGAAAAAACUAACUAUAUAUCUGCAAUUCACAAAGUAGCCAGCACAAAAUGGUCUGAAAGUUAGAAGGUUUCUGUUGCCUACCACCAACAAACAAAAACGGAAAUACAGUGAGGGUCGUGGAUAAAAAUUUGUCUCGGAUCUAUUAUGGUCUUGUCUUGCUUAAGGUUUUUACAUUCUUAUUGGUUAAAGACUGGGUUCAUAUCUUCUUUAACCCUUUUACUCCCAAGGUCUAAUUAGUAAUUCUCCUUACUAUCUGCCAUAUAAUUCUUAUGAUGUUAGUUCAGAGAAUUUGGUAUUGGAUCAACUAAUAAUCCCAUAAUUGAUAUUCUUCUCUAUUCUCAUCACCUACCUGCUUGAUAUUGUAUUGAUAUUGUAAGGAGAAAUUCUGUCUUGGUCACUUGUGGGAGUGAAAGGGUUAAAUUACCCUUUACAACAUUGGUGACCAGGAUUCAGAAGCACUAAUUUUCAAACUGGGUGAUGUAUGAUUUCUCAAUAUUUCUAUGAAGGAGACAGAUGAAAUCAUGGACAAAAGUUUUUCUCUAAUAGUAACUUGGGUGAUUGUAUUGUCAUACUGUCCUCAGGCCCAGUGAAUAGAAUCCCUCCAAAUUCGUCCUAAGGAUUAUUUGACCAGACAAUCGUACCCCAUUGGUGAAGAAUUGUUUAAUAUGGAAAAAGAAGGAAUAAUGAAGAAACUUUUUUGGUAUGUUAGACUAAAUUUUGUUGCAAUUACUUGGCUGAAGACAAAACUUACAACCAAAUUUACUUGUAGUUCACUUUUUGUGGAAUGUUGAAUGUCUUGUAAGCCCCAGUUGCUACAAUCACUCCUGAAUUCUAGGCUCAGUUAUUCCAAAGGGGGAUACCCACCCUCCAAAUAAAUCUCCAUCCAGUGGAUAAGUGCUAACAGAAUAUACUGUGCAAUCCAAUGGAAAGAGAUUUAAUCUAGUGGAUAGCGUUAUCCACCCUUAAAACAAUGGGAGGCAGAUCAUUAUUUUGUAUGGGGUAGAUUUCUAGAGGAUGUUAGUAAUCCUCUUUGUUUUUGUUCUCCAUCCAUUCUAAUUAUGAUAGUAGUUCAUCUCUAGUAAACAAUUUUGAAAAUAAAAUAUUACUGUCAAAUCUG
Messenger RNA from Pocillopora verrucosa, 2440 nucleotides. RefSeq lists its product as uncharacterized. Gene Ontology annotation, cellular component: Golgi apparatus; recycling endosome. Gene Ontology annotation, biological process: exocytosis. Gene Ontology annotation, molecular function: GTP binding; GTPase activity. NCBI's taxonomy places the organism in Eukaryota, Metazoa, Cnidaria, Anthozoa, Scleractinia, Pocilloporidae. The record is from RefSeq and is a predicted model, not a curated record.